Messenger RNA from Anopheles aquasalis, 3143 nucleotides. RefSeq lists its product as uncharacterized. Lineage: Eukaryota; Metazoa; Arthropoda; Insecta; Diptera; Culicidae. The record is from RefSeq and is a predicted model, not a curated record.
GGUUGCUCGGUGGUAUUUGGCUGGCAUUUGGCAAACAACCGCGCACUCAUUCAGUCAGAAUCUACAGAAAACGCACCGAGUGAGUGAAACGUAGCGAGUGUUGGUGAGAUACUUUUUCCUGCUAGUGCCAAGAAAAAUCGAUUUCAGUUAACGCUUCGAUCGGAACGCCACCUCAACGACCUAAGCGAUUCUUUCUGGACCAAAAGAAGAAUCGACCAAUCGAAUAUGGCGUUUCGAUUAGUGACGCCAUUAGGGUUGGGCUUGGUGGCCCUGCUUCUAUCCUCCUGUGCCCUUCCUUCCUGCGCCGUCGUCAAUAAUGCCAGCCAGGAUGCCGAGCGUCGUGAGGCACCACUUGUCGCCGAUUCGUACGGACCACCUUCUGCCUCGGGACUAGAGCUACCGGCACCGGUCUACGGUGCUCCAGCUGCAGCUCAUUAUCCUCCACCACCACCGGACGUACCACCACCACCGCCAUCGGCACCAUCCGCCAUUCCAAUUCCCCACAAGGAGUACGGUGUUCCAGUGCAGAGUUAUGGACCACCGAACAACGUCAACAUCGAGUACGGACCUCCAGCCCUACCACCGGCACCGAUACACAAACCAAUCUACCACCAUAAACCGCAAUAUCAUGGACCACCGCCUGGCCAUCCGAAGAAAUCGGCCUCGUUCUUGGAGCAACUGUUUUCGACGUUCGGAUUCGGUGGUGGCAGUAGCGAUGAAGGUCGCCAUGGACCACCGCCACACUCAUACCACGCACCGAAACCCGUGUAUGGGCCACCGGCCCAUAUCGCUCCAUCUUAUGGUCCUCCGGCACCGGCACCGGCUCCGAUCGCACCACCGAAGCCUUUCUAUGGACCGCCAGCGCCCCAGUAUGGACCACCGCUGGCAGCUCCAGCACCGCGUCCCAUUUAUGCCGCACCACCAAAGCCCUCGUACGGUCCGCCGGCACCACUGGUGCAUUCUGGGUUCUCGGGCCAAUCGGGUCAUUCCUUCAAUCACCAUCACCACCAUCCACCGGGAGCUCAUUCGCCUGUCCACGCUCCACCGACACCGCCGGAGAUCAAGUGUGAUGGAUGGAAGCCCAUCGCUGGGCCGGUCGUUCAACCGGAAGUCCACGCACCGGAGUCUUCCUAUGGUCCACCGCCGAGUGGUGACUUCCUGGGCCACCAGCAGCAGCAGCAGCAGCAGCAGCAGCAGCAGCAGGGGCACGUCAGUACCAUCGAAGCGUCGGCCGACAUUGGCCUUCAGCUGCCCAAGUUGGAGCACGGUCCCGUCUUCAAUUCGCAUCUGGAGUCACUGAGCGCUCCACCGGCCGGUCUGGAACUACCGAAGGAGAAUAGCUAUGAGAUUCACUCGAAUGCCAUCUCCGAUAGUUAUGCCGCACCGCCAAGUGAUUCGUUUGCUCCCGGUAACACGUUCAAGCCAUCGUUCACCAAGCCCUUGCCACCGCCGUUGGUACAGGCACCGCCCAGGCCGCACUACGGACCACCGCCGGCACACCACUUUGGACCAGCCCCAUCGUCAGUGCGUCAUCCGGGGUUGGGCAUCUCGCACGGUAGCAUCAGUGGUAACUUGAAGCCGUGGCCAGUCCCGGGCUCACCACCACGCCAUCCGAUCGCCUACCGUCCACCGGUGCCGCAGGGACUCAUCGAAUCCAUCGGUCACGCCGUCGAGCAUGAGGAGAACUUUGGCACCAAGCCCGCCUACUCCGGUGACAUUUACCUUCCGCCACCGACACGCGAUGCGACGCACGGUGGAAGCCUCGAGUUGAACUCGCUCCCAUCCGAGCAACCGGCGAAACCCUUCCUGACGCAACACCAACUGCCCGAAGCGCACGCGUUGGUGCAAGAGCCACGAUACCAAUCGCAUACCAACGAUAUUGUCUCCGUCGCUAACGAUUGUGGCCAUGGGCCAACGUCGGUUGACGUGCAGCCCUCGAUCCAAACGAAUCAACUCUCAAUUGUUGGUCCAUCCGCCACCGGCAGUUACACGGCCGAUUACAGUAACAGCAUCGACGGCCAUUACUCGGCCUCCGCCUCCGAGAGCAACGCACAAACGUCCAACCUUCCGGGGCUCGAUGCCGGCAUCGGGGGCUUACAGCUCAUUUCUGCCCAAAAGUCCCAGAGUCUGACGAUUCCGGUCCAUGGGCAGCGUGGCUCUUAUCAACUGCAGUUCCAGGGUUCCGGUUCGGCACCGCACGAACAAAUUCUCUCCGAAGGGCUCCUCCAAUCCAUACUUAGUGCAAUCGAACAACCGCAAGCCGCAAACGGACAGCACCAGCAGCAGGACGCGUACGAUCCCAACAUUGAUCACAGUGAAGUGUCCGUGUUCCUCAAGAGCCCCGAGGGUCAGAAGACGCUCCAGGACCAUCCGAAUGGUCACACGGGACACACGCUGUAGGACGGAGGAGCACAACAGCCGUCGCCAACACGUCAAUUAGUAGUCCAAAUGCCGUUUCAAAGAUCAUUCCCACUUUUUAUUUAUUUCAUGCCUUUCCUCCCAUGCCCCUCCCUGGGGUCUCCCAAUUGAAACCAUGAUUGAUGGAGUGAUGCCCACACACGCGAGCACACACUGCCAUCCUCCGAGCUGCUCGUCCUCCUACAACGGCCAUCAUUCAUUCUUCUGUUUCUUGGCGUUAGCAUAAAGUAGCAUAACCUCCUCCAGCACGGGUGGCCGUAUAAUCGGUGUGGCGGGUGUCGACACACCGGCUGCACGAUUGAAAGCAACGCCAAUAGUGACUAAUAGAGAGACCGCGACCGGAGUGUUGAGAAGCUCCAAUGAUGAGCCAAGCAGCCAGGGGGAAGUCAUGUUGCAAUAGGAGAUUCGCUUCGUAGUUAAGUAUUUAAUUAUUUCAUCCCAACCGUUAUGACAGUGCGGUCCAUCGCGGUUGUUAAUAGUCGGUAUGACCGGUGACCGGUGAGAGUGUGUAUGAGUGUGUAUAAGUAUGUAUGCUGCGUGUGAUUGAAUGUUAACUGACGCUCGCUUAGCUAGGUGGAAGGAAGCUGCCAUCGGUUUUGCGGCAAAAGGAAAAUGGUUUCAAAAUCGGGAAAGGGUGUGUCUGUCUGUUUGUGCCCGUUUACACAUCCUUUCUCGAAGAAGAAGCAAGCAGAAAGCGCUUCUGCUGGAGUAUUUAAGCCCAUGGU